AUGGAAAUACGCCAACCGGAAGUGCUAGGUAACAUUGAGUCUCGAGCAUUCCACCAGAGGCAAACAGACUAUCCCAAGAAGCUAGCAAAAUUUGGGAAUCUGAAAGGAGGCUUCGUCUUGACCUACGCCCACCUAAACGGCGAACCUCUAGCGCUACGUGGUCUCCAGGACCAUUCAGCGGGCGAGUCUCCUCCUGACGACGUUGAGUGGUCCAGAAACCUGCAUACCAUCCCACCUUGUCACCGCAACUACUCUUGCAUCGAUUACCCACCGGGACUGCUGGUCUACGCCUGUCAUUUUUUUCUCUACUCCGCUAGGGGCCCCUCGAGCUAUCCGCCGGACUACCCUCCUGUCGAAGUAGUCCCCGCUCGCCUCCACCCGCUGCUAGUCUCUUUGGCUCUUGUCUCUACGCCAGCUUUGUCUCUAAAGCUUGACAACUUAGCUGACACUACCACCGUUAAAUCCGUCAAGCUGGCGAUCCAAGCUCUUUCCCGUCCCCAAGAGCCUCCCCGGAGGUGGCUCGGCGCGGACUCUUCAGACUCCAUCUCUUCCAUCGCCUACAGCUUUGGGUCUUCGAGCACGACUAUUGGACACAACGGCUUACCAGGUGUCAGCUCCGGGUUCAUACUCGCUUCACAGGGUUCCAACGGCGACAACGGUCGCCAGUAUCAUGGUGCUGAAGAUCAAAGAAGCGAAGGGGAACAGGCAAUGUCACAGAGGGGUCCUACACCUCACCUUUCCGCGCUCACAUCGUCGCGUGACGUUCACUCCCCGUCGCCGUCCUACCGAGCCUUUGGUCAAGAUGGACCGAGUCAUCAGCAUCGUCGUAACCUAAGCAACACCUCAAUGGCCAACGUCGACGGAAACCACACUCAAACAGGAUCGAAAACUUCCGGUGUGCACAACAUUCUGAACCCUUCGGAACCCCAGGAGCGUCUUCCUACACCCGCCCCAUCUCUCCCGUUGCCUUCUGUCCAAAGGGGUAGCCCACAGGCAACCAUGAGAAUGGGCCAGUACCCAGCUGAUGGCUCGCCAUCUCGCUUUUAUGGUUAUCAGACGCAAAGUAUGCCCGGGUCGCGAACUACUACUCCAGUUCCUGCCGCAUCCUCCAUGGUGCCUCCUCCGGCUUCCGAAAACGAAUCUCCUAUCACCAACCAUCCCUUUUCGAUGGCCAUGUCGAGGAGGAUGUUAACCCCGAGGUCCCCAAGACCAUCAAGCAUGGGCCGCGGGACAACAAGACCCAUGGAAGGCCAACAGCUCCCAGGCAUGCCAUCCCAUGUUCAAAGAACCCCAACGCCAUCUCACAACACUUCACCACUCAGUGGCCCCCCAAGUUUCCCAGGUCCUCGCCCAUUUUCCGACUCGCUACACGGACAGGGGGCUUCUUUACCUCCGCCGCCUGCGCAACCGACUACUGGAAUGGUUGCUCCGUCAUCCCAGCCGCUUCUGGGUCAAAGACUUCCGCCGCCUGUAACAGCAGGGCCGCUACAAUCCGGCUCUCUUACUCGGGAUCUUGCCGGAAGACCUGUUUCUCACCCGUCCUUCCCCAGUCCUCCAACCACGACUACUGGACCUGUAUCAGGCGGGUUGACCGCCGCUUAUCUGCUUCAGGACCGAAGCAGGCUUGCGGUUGAUGGUCGACAGCAUAUGAUUACCAUUACACCAUCUGUUGGCGAAGAAAUUCUGGUCCCAGUAGAUAUCCACCAAGGCUCGAGACAGGCGGAUGCAAAGCGACAGCGAAACGCGGGAGCCUCUGCGCGGUUUAGACAGCGUAAGAGGGAGAUUGAGCGGAACAGGGAGAGGGAUUUGCAGAGACUGGAGGUUGAGAGCCGGGAGUGGGCCAAGAAGAUGCAGGAUUUGACCACCGAGCGCGAUUACUUUCGUAGCGAGGCAGAACGUUUGAGGAAGAUUGUGGCUGGCAUUCCUGAAUUCAGCAAGCUGGCGGAUCCAGCACAACCGACUCCUGUAUCGUCGCCUCCAAGCGUACCCUCGUUUUCGGUCGAGAACAGCCCCCGUGCGGGACCGCUACCUCCACCGCAGCCGCAAUCUCAACCCCCGCAGUCACACCAGCUUUCAAACACUUAUACUCAUUCACGCACCCGGUCGCAUCCCGACAACACCCAUUCAUCUCCAUACGACGAGUCCUUGACACUCGAGAGGCCCAGAAGACGGAGAAGGACUGAUACAGAGCCGUCGCCCACUACUGGAGCUUACGCAUAUAACACGCCCGCUCCCAUGACCAUGCCCCAAUCAGCCUUCGGACUGGCUCAGUCACCUCAUCUUCCUCCUCCAAGAUUACCCCCUCUUCGGGGACUUGAUCAGCCUCAAUCGACCUCAACCCCGCCCCCUGCAUCUAAUGGACCGCAUGCUGUCCCCUUGACUUCGCAAAGCCCAUCAGGCGGUGCCUAUCAGCCCUAUCCUCCUGCGCCCGCUCCUAGGCCAGAGAUAGGAUGGGCUAUUAGCCAAAGAGGCCCCCUCGAAGGCCAGUUGAGCAAUGGAGGCAUGAGCCGCAUUCCAACCGACCCGCCGCUUAACGAGUGA
Neurospora hispaniola is the source of this 2541-nucleotide messenger RNA. RefSeq lists its product as uncharacterized. Gene Ontology annotation, biological process: regulation of DNA-templated transcription. The transcript has 4 exons. The record is from RefSeq and is a predicted model, not a curated record. Gene Ontology annotation, molecular function: DNA-binding transcription factor activity. Lineage: Eukaryota; Fungi; Ascomycota; Sordariomycetes; Sordariales; Sordariaceae. Bases 1 to 2541 code for a protein of 846 amino acids.